UUCAUGUAAAGUCCCAAAAUGACCCCACAUAGAAGAAAUUUUAAAAUAUAAAAAUGAUCAGUAAUACCCAAAAUAAGUUAAUGAAAUUUACAUAUGGUUGUAAUAAUCAAAUUUUUAUUCCAUAUAUGUAUACAAUUAAAAAACAAACACUCACAAAUGUUAGUAAUAAUGUAAUUAUUAGCAAAAAUAUUGCAAUCUAUGGCAAAUUCUCAAUUUCAAUAAAAAAAAACACAAAUGCACCAAAUAAAAACACCAACAGUAUAUGCAAGUUAUAUGUAAGGUACUCCGAGCAUUGAAUUGCGUCAAUACAGCCCCACAACGACACUAUGCGUAUUUCAAAAUGAACAUGUCAAUGCCAUGAGUCGCUAUUUAUAGAUUUUGGAAAAAUACUAACUUUCCACGCGCAUAGCAUGCGAUCAAUAAGAGUUAUGAUCUUAUAAAAUAAAAUUAAUGAAAAAAUAUCAUUUUCAUAAUAUCUCCAUAACAAUGACACUUACUUCAAACACACUAUUUUCAAAGAAUCUUGAUACAAUUGACUCUCCUCCCGAUUUAAUUUCAUCGGUCGUCCAUCUUGGUCAGAGAUGUGUAUUGAUUCGUAUAUGCGAAUUUGUUAAAUAUUGCUUAUAUUAAAUAUUUACUUUAUGACAUGACAUGAAAUUACCUCAUAAACAAAUUAUACAAAUUUUAGAACAAACGGAUCGUGAAUAAUUUAUAAAUGAUCGAUUUUGAAACGAAAUAUUUUUCGAAUAUACUUCCGGCAAAUAACGGCUAGCUGAACCAGACAUCAUGGCCAGACAAUAACAAAUGCAUUUUUGAACGCUCUCAAGGUUUUUAUAAAAAGGUGCUGAAGAACGAAGGCUGGCCAUAGAAGACAACUGUUUCCACCAAGGUGUUCCUGCGAUUACAGUGGUAGCAGAUGGAGGUUGGAGCAAGAGAACACACAAACACUCAUAUAAUGCUUUAGGUGGUGUUGCCAUUAUUAUUGGACAAAGAACGGGGAGAAUUUUGUACAUUGGCAUAAGAAACAAAUACUGUUACGUAUGCUCUCAUGCGGAAAAUACUCAUCAAACAGUACCACAUCACCAAUGCUUCAAAAACUGGAACUCGAAUUCUCAAGCCAUGGAAGCUGACAUCAUCCUUGAUGGAUUCCGUUUGGCAGAGAAAAUGCAUGGGUUAAGGUAUAUGUGGUUAGUUGGUGAUGGGGAUUCAUCAGUUUAUGCCAAAAUACAUGAAGAAAUUCCAGUUUGGGGAAUUCAUGUUCAAAAAUUAGAAUGUUCAAAUCAUGUUUGUAAGUGCCUUCGUUCCAAUUUGGAAAAGCUAGUGGACGCUAAUCCUCAUUACAAAGGUAGGAACAACCUUACAAAAGCAGUUCGCAUUCGCUUAGUAAGUGCUGUCCGAUGUGCUAUCCGGAUACGAUCCAAAGAAGAAAAUGUACAUAAUGCAAUAAUCAAGUUAGAAAAAGACAUUCGAAACUCCGUUCACCACAUUUUUGGCAACCACAACAACUGUUCAGAUUUCUGUAAAGCUAAAUCAAUUCCACCUAUUAACCAAACAACAUCCUACACUAAUGAUUCCACUGAAGUAGACGAACCAUCUGAUUUAUGUAUUCAAAAUAAUUUACUUUGGGAAGAAGGAACAUCUUUAAAAAAUCAGGAACUUUCACGAUAUUCAAUCAACACUUUCAUAUUCCGAUCUUAAAUCAGAUAUGUUGAGUUACAUUUCAGUAUUGCUGGACAGAGUUGCUAAUAAAAAUAAAAGACUCAUCAAUAAUACAACAACUAAUUUGGCUGAGUGUUGGAUGCACAUGCGCACCAAAUUUGACGGAGGCAAAGUCUACAACUUGUGUAAUCGUGGGUCAUGGCAUACUAGGUGUUAUGGUGGAUGUUUACGAAUGAAUGUCGGACCACAGUGGUCUCCCACUGUUUGGAAACAGGUGACAGACUCCUCACCAGGAUACCACUUCAUCAAACUAUAUGAGGAAAGGUACAAGCAAUUGACACUUUCUAAUCAGUCUAAAUCCAAGCCACAAGCUCAAUCUAAUAGGUGGAAAAGAAAAGUGUCUACUGCUAAUGAGAGUACAUCAAAGUCUGCCAAGUCAUCAUAUGGAAAUGAGGCUAUUCAGUGUGAAGAUGAUGUUGAUACAUCUGUUUUGAAUACCAAAUGUGACCAGUACAUGUCUCAUCACAUUAACAUUUCAAAUGAUAAAAUUAAUGCUAUUACAACUCUUACUGAAGAUCAAUCUAAUUCUCAAGUUUGGCAUCAAGAAAGAAGAAAAAGAAUAACAGCAUCAAAUUUGGGACUAAUUUUGAAAAGAAAAACAUCAAUAUCUGUGAAAAACAUUGUGGAACAACUUCUAUACAAAACUUUUAAAGGGAAUGAAUUCACACUUUUUGGAUUACAACAAGAAAGAAAUACCAUUCAUGAAUAUAUUUUUAAAAAAGCUGAACAAGGAAUUAAUGUUAAUGUUAACAGAUGUGGAUUAUUUAUUCAUCUUAUUGAAGUUAAAAAUGUUUUAAAAAAUAAAAAAAUGAACUUAUUUCAAGCUGCCAAUACAAACAGAAAUUUCUUCUUAGGAAUAGAAAAGGACAAAUUAAAAUUAAAAUUGAACCACAAUUACUAUUAUCAGUGUCAAGGUUUAUUGCAUAUAUGCAAUUUACCGUGGAUAGACUUUAUAGUAAGGACCACAGACCCAUACCAACUCCACGUGGAAACAAUUUAUAAAGACAAUACCCUUUGGGAAUCAUGGAUUCCAAAGCUUAAAGCAUUUUAUUGCAAGGUUUUAUUGCCAGAGUUAGCUUGUCCGAGACACAGAAAAAUUCCUGGAAUAAGAGAGCCUGGAGUAUGGUUUGAAGAUACAACCAAGCCUUCUGUAAGUAAAAGGACGGUUACAUGUCGUAAGAAAACUACUUCAAGGACCAAAUCAACUUCCACACUGACGCAGAAGAUUAGUACAUUAACAUCAGAUAGGAAUACUGCAAGACGAGCAGCAUCUUCAAAAACAAAGUUUGUUGGUAGACAAAUUAAACAUAAAUGGAAGUUGUGCAUUGAUUCUGAAAAUACCGAGUGGUAUACUGGCUAUGUUACAUCCCUUUUGUCUGGAGUCGAUGGCAAUUCUAAUGCAGUGUAUGAAGUGUAUGAAGUGCUAUAUGACAAUGAUGACGAACCUUACAUGAUUGACCAUCUUGUAGAAGACUUCAAGGAAGGAUCAGUACAGUUUUUGGAUUUAUAGGGUUGCAAAGACGAUCAUGGAAUGGGAUGCCUUCAUAGCGGCCAGUUUCUACACGGAGGAGGUGGUUGGCAGUGCGGAAUCUAAAGAUACUUUGGGACUCAUCGGGAUGAAUUUUAAUCAGGUCAGAGGCACUACUUGAGACAAUGACGGUGUCAUCUGCAUACAAUAGGACCAGAAGCUUAAGCCACAAUAUUGCAGUAUCUGGGUUGAUAAGUUCAACCCCAACAGAUCCAUUUAUAUGCAGGAUAGAGGCACAGUGUCUUCCCCCGGGGUCCUAGUGAGCUCCGCCCCGGUUUGGUGUGUUCCUGGAUCCAGAUGUGUCCCAUGGGCGCUGUAUCGGUGGUUGAGGCUGCGAUGAGCCAAGCUGUUGAGCCGUUUCCGGCUGGCGGUUUGGGGAAUCCCUGCGAGGUGCAUGUUGGGCCGUUUCCGACUGACGGUUUGGGGGAUCCCUGCGGGGUGCCUGUUUGGCCGUUUCCGACUGGCAGUUUGGGUGGUCCCUGCUAGGUGCGUGUGGGCGAGGAUUCCUCCUCCGGGAAGGCGAUUGCGAUUGUUGCUUUCGUGGAGUCCUGCGCUCAACCACAGGGGAAGCAUCGCGCUGGCUACGCUCCUGCGACACAGUCUUGUUGGAGUCGUUGGACUGGGCACGAGGAGCCUGUGACAUGGCUGUCUGUGUGUGGGAUCUGUUUACAUUUCUAGCUGGAGCAUACUGUGUGUUUGUGGAAAAAUUGUUGUGCUUUGUAACACGGCUGCCUUGCAUGAUCGUAUCCCAGUUCGGAAAGGCAUCAGCGACAACGCGACCAUCUUGAAUGAGUUUGGCUGGAUAUAUUAAGCUGGCCUUGCUUUUUGGAUAUUCUUGGCGGAGGCGCUUGAACUGUGGCCACAAUUGCUUGCGAGCAUCAACAAUCUCGCGUGGAUAUUCUCUAUUUAUGUGAAAAAGUGUUCCGCGGAGCUUGUUGGCAUUCGAGAGGAUGUGCUCAGUAUCACGGAAAUCCAGACAGUAUAUAAUGAUGGGUCGUGUGGAGCCGUGCCGGAAUUUCCCCAGUCUGUGUAUUCGGGGGAUAGGAGGACAGGGGUCGAUCUCAAGUUUCUCUCUCAAGAAAGUUGAUAUUUUAUGGAGACAAUUUUCAUCCCUGUCCUCUGGGAUACCACUGAUUAGAAGGUUAUUUCGGCGACACCUAGCUUCGAGAUCUAUUGACUUGUACUCUAAUAGCUUAAUUUGCCGAUCAUG
Molecule: messenger RNA, 4457 nt
Organism: Dreissena polymorpha
Lineage: Eukaryota; Metazoa; Mollusca; Bivalvia; Myida; Dreissenidae
Exons: 9
Coding region: 1706-3229 (507 amino acids)
Source: RefSeq, a predicted model, not a curated record